This is a messenger RNA of Phyllotreta striolata, 513 nucleotides long. NCBI's taxonomy places the organism in Eukaryota, Metazoa, Arthropoda, Insecta, Coleoptera, Chrysomelidae. The record is from the annotation of a GenBank genome assembly.
AUGGAUAAUUUUGUAGGUGCUUGGUGGAGGCAAAAGGUCGGCACGCUGGUCGGGGCCUGGAAGUGCUGCUUGCCUUGGUGCGGCGCGCCCGAAGGCAAGCCGGCCGGCCCUGACCUAUCGCCACCGGCGUCCGGGACGCCGCCGUCGCCGCCGUCGCGAGCCGCCUCAGUCGCGGCCGCCGCCGCCGCCGCCGCAGCCGUCGAGCUGCCCGACAUCGAGGAGGAGGAAGCGAUCCUGGAGGACGAGGAUGAGGGACAGAGCACGCUCCAGCCGCUCGGAGGGAGACUGACGGCGAAACGGUCGAAUGUACAAUCGACGUCGCCGACCUUCUCGAUUUUGAGCAUCGGCCGAAAGGGCCAAAGGGCCCGACAACAACAACAACAACAACAACAACAAGCCGAAGGGCAGUCCUCUUGCAGGAUGCAGGCCGAACAAGGGACGAUCGCCGAUUUGCAGAAACACCACAACCGGUACCUCAGGAACAGGAGACACACGCUCGCCAAUGUCCGGUAA